UAUCGAGUACCUACCUAGGUAUCGUAAUCGAGAUGCAAGCAAGACGUACGAGCAAUCAAGACCGACGCCAUUUGUUAGUAUUGUCGUGAGAACUUCAGAGCUUACCACGUAUUCGUCGGCAUUUUAUAUAAUGAAAUAAACAUAUUUCUAUUCUAUAAAGGUAACUUUAUUUAUUCAUUAUGUACGACACAGAAGAUGACCAAUAUGAAGAAGAAGAUGUCGAAGAAAUUUCUACAGAACUUUGGCAAGAAGCCUGUUGGAUAGUGAUCAACGCGUACUUUGAUGAAAAGGGUCUAGUGCGACAACAAUUAGAUAGUUUUGACGAGUUUAUACAAAUGUCUGUUCAACGCAUCGUCGAAGAUUCACCUCCAAUAGAACUUCAAGCAGAAGCGCAACAUUCAUCAGGUGAAAUAGAGACGCCUCCGAGGUAUCUAUUAAAAUUUGAUCAGAUUUAUCUCUCCAAACCUACUCAUUGGGAGAAAGAUGGUGCCCCUUCCCCUAUGAUGCCAAACGAAGCUCGACUUCGUAAUCUUACCUAUUCGGCGCCUUUGUACGUGGAUAUUACUAAAACUAUUGUUAAGGAAAAUGAAGAUCCUAUUGAAACACAACAUCAGAAGACAUUUAUUGGUAAAAUUCCCAUUAUGCUUCGCUCAACAUAUUGUCUAUUGAGCCAUCUCACUGACCGAGACUUGACCGAGUUGAAUGAAUGUCCACUUGAUCCAGGCGGUUACUUCAUCAUCAAUGGAUCUGAAAAGGUUUUGAUUGCCCAAGAAAAGAUGGCCACAAAUACUGUGUAUGUAUUUAGUAUGAAAGAUGGUAAAUAUGCAUAUAAAACAGAAAUUAGAUCUUGUCUGGAACAUAGUUCAAGGCCCACUUCUACUCUGUGGGUUAAUAUGAUGGCCAGAGGAGGUCAAAGUAUUAAAAAAUCAGCUAUUGGACAAAGGAUAAUUGCUAUUGUACCUUACAUCAAACAAGAAAUUCCAAUCAUGAUUGUAUUUAGAGCACUUGGAUUUGUUGCUGAUAGAGAUAUUCUGGAACAUAUCAUUUAUGAUUUUGAUGAUCCUGAAAUGAUGGAAAUGGUGAAACCAUCCUUAGAUGAAGCUUUUGUAUUUCAAGAACAAAAUGUUGCUCUCAAUUUUAUUGGUUCAAGAGGUGCCCGCCCUGGUGUUACUAAAGACAAACGUAUUAAGUAUGCAAGAGAAAUUUUACAAAAAGAAAUGUUACCACAUGUUGGUGUGUCUGAUUUUUGUGAAACCAAAAAGACUUAUUUUUUGGGAUACAUGGUGCAUAGAUUGUUAUUGGCUGCCUUGGGUCGUCGGGAGUUGGAUGACAGAGAUCACUAUGGCAAUAAGCGGUUAGAUUUGGCAGGUCCCCUAUUGGCUUUCUUAUUCAGGGGAUUAUUUAAAAAUUUGUUAAAGGAAGUAAGAAUGUUUGCUCAGAAAUUUAUUGAUAGAGGUAAAGAUUUCAAUCUGGAGCUUGCUAUUAAAACAAGAAUUAUUACUGAUGGUUUAAGAUACUCCCUUGCUACUGGCAAUUGGGGAGACCAGAAAAAAGCUCAUCAGGCUAGAGCUGGAGUAUCACAGGUGUUAAACAGAUUGACUUUCGCAUCAACAUUAUCCCACUUACGACGUGUUAACUCUCCAAUAGGAAGAGAUGGCAAGCUUGCUAAACCUCGCCAGUUGCACAAUACCCUAUGGGGCAUGAUUUGUCCUGCCGAAACUCCUGAAGGUGCUGCUGUAGGCCUUGUCAAGAACUUAGCUUUGAUGGCUUACAUUUCUGUGGGCAGUCAACCAUCUCCUAUAUUGGAAUUCUUGGAAGAAUGGUCUAUGGAGAAUUUGGAAGAAAUUGCUCCAUCAGCUAUUGCAGAUGCAACAAAAAUUUUUGUAAAUGGUUGCUGGGUGGGUAUUCAUAGGGAUCCAGAACAACUUAUGGCUACCUUGCGAAAGCUAAGACGUCAAAUGGACAUCAUUGUGUCAGAAGUCAGUAUGAUUCGCGAUAUAAGAGACAGAGAAAUAAGAAUUUAUACAGAUGCUGGCAGAAUUUGCCGACCUUUACUCAUAGUGGAAAAUGGAACAUUAUUACUGAAGAAAAAACACAUAGAUAAUCUCAAAGAAAGAGAUUAUAAUAAUUAUGGGUGGCAAAAUUUAGUAGCUAGUGGUGUAGUUGAAUACAUUGAUACUUUGGAAGAGGAAACAGUGAUGAUAGCUAUGAGUUCAGAGGAUUUGGCUCAAAUUAAAGAAUAUGCUUACUGCAAUACUUACACUCACUGUGAAAUUCAUCCUGCUAUGAUACUGGGAGUUUGUGCUUCAAUUAUUCCAUUCCCUGACCACAACCAAAGUCCCAGGAAUACAUAUCAAAGUGCUAUGGGUAAACAAGCUAUGGGUGUGUACAUAACAAACUUUCAUGUUCGAAUGGACACUCUUGCUCAUGUUCUUUAUUACCCACAUAAACCACUGGUGACAACACGAUCUAUGGAAUAUCUACGUUUUCGAGAACUACCUGCAGGCAUUAAUUCAAUAGUUGCUAUCUUGUGUUACACAGGAUAUAAUCAAGAAGACAGUGUCAUCUUAAAUGCGUCUGCUGUAGAGAGAGGAUUUUUUAGAUCUGUGUUCUACCGUUCCUAUAAAGAUUCAGAAUCUAAGAGGAUUGGCGACCAAGAGGAACAAUUUGAAAAGCCCACUAGGCAGACGUGCCAGGGCAUGAGGAAUGCUUUAUAUGACAAAUUGGACGAUGAUGGUAUUAUAGCCCCAGGAAUUCGUGUUUCUGGAGAUGAUGUUGUUAUUGGUAAAACAAUUACUUUGCCUGAAAAUGAUGAUGAAUUGGAAGGCACUACAAAACGUUUCACAAAACGUGACGCAUCCACGUUCUUACGUAACAGUGAAACUGGAAUUGUCGAUCAAGUCAUGUUGACUCUCAACAGUGAAGGUUACAAAUUUUGUAAAAUUCGUGUAAGAUCAGUUCGUAUCCCUCAGAUUGGCGAUAAGUUUGCCUCUCGGCAUGGACAGAAAGGAACUUGUGGUAUACAAUAUCGUCAAGAAGACAUGCCUUUUACCUGUGAAGGACUUACACCUGACAUUAUAAUUAAUCCUCAUGCUAUCCCAUCUCGUAUGACCAUUGGCCAUUUAAUUGAAUGUAUUCAAGGGAAAGUAUCAUCAAAUAAGGGUGAGAUUGGUGACGCAACACCCUUCAAUGAUGCUGUAAAUGUGCAAAAAAUUUCUUCACUCUUGCAAGAAUAUGGCUAUCAUCUUCGUGGAAACGAAGUGAUGUAUAAUGGGCAUACAGGUCGAAAGAUAAAUGCCCAAGUAUUUUUAGGUCCUACGUAUUACCAACGCCUUAAGCAUAUGGUGGAUGAUAAAAUUCAUUCUAGGGCUAGAGGACCUGUACAAAUUUUAGUAAGGCAACCUAUGGAAGGAAGAGCUAGAGAUGGUGGUUUGCGUUUUGGAGAAAUGGAACGAGAUUGCCAAAUUGCUCAUGGAGCAGCGCAAUUCUUACGAGAGCGACUUUUCGAAGUAUCUGAUCCAUAUCGCAUUCAUGUCUGUAAUUUCUGUGGUUUGAUUGCCAUAGCAAAUCUGAGAAACAAUACAUUUGAAUGUAAAGGAUGCAAAAAUAAGACACAAAUUUCUCAAAUUCGUUUACCUUAUGCGGCAAAAUUACUUUUCCAAGAACUUAUGUCUAUGAAUAUUGCACCAAGAUUGAUGGUGAUAAAUUGAAAUAUGAUUUCCUCUAGUAUGUAAGGAAAACUUACAAACCUAUAUAUUGUAAUAGGGAUUGUAUGAAAUAAACAUUUCUUAAAUAUU
Messenger RNA from Plodia interpunctella (Indianmeal moth), 3797 nucleotides. It is a transcript of the gene RpII140, whose product is annotated as RNA polymerase II subunit B. The transcript has a single exon. Gene Ontology annotation, molecular function: DNA binding; ribonucleoside binding. The coding region runs from base 180 to 3710 and encodes 1176 amino acids. Gene Ontology annotation, biological process: DNA-templated transcription. Gene Ontology annotation, cellular component: RNA polymerase II, core complex. The record is from RefSeq and is a predicted model, not a curated record. NCBI's taxonomy places the organism in Eukaryota, Metazoa, Arthropoda, Insecta, Lepidoptera, Pyralidae.